This is a messenger RNA of Raphanus sativus (radish), 813 nucleotides long. Its product is annotated as auxin-responsive protein SAUR36. The coding region runs from base 65 to 547 and encodes 160 amino acids. The record is from RefSeq and is a predicted model, not a curated record. The transcript has a single exon. Gene Ontology annotation, biological process: response to auxin. Lineage: Eukaryota; Viridiplantae; Streptophyta; Magnoliopsida; Brassicales; Brassicaceae.
UGAUCACUUCCUCUUAACAGUUUGAUUACACAGUCAAAGAUUAUAGCAUCAAGAAGAAAAGAAGAUGAGGAAGCUCGUAGGGUUUGUAAUGGGAAAACGGGUUCGACGAGUCUCUAGAUGGAUUCUUGGAAAAACCCGGAUCCGUCGGUCCGGAUACAACCGGUUACACCCGACCAGACCAACUCGUAUGUUGACAUUGCCGAUCACCAAACUCAAAAGUUGGAGCCAACGUCUCAAACAAAGGUUCAGCAUAUUGGGAUCUACAAGACGAUCCGAAUAUAAACCUGACCAUGUUCCAAGGGGACACUUGGCGGUUUACGUGGGUCAAAAACACGGUGACGUUCGCAGAGUUUUGGUGCCUAUAGUUUACUUUAACCAUCCUCUUUUCAGUGAGCUUCUCAGAAAAUCCGAAAAAGAGUAUGGAUUCCGACACGAAGGAGGCAUCACUAUACCUUGUCUGUAUUCAGAUUUCCAACGUGUCGAAACCCGAAUCGCUUCCGGGUUGGAUUCUCGGAUAUUUCCAUGGAGUCGUCUUUGUAGCAGUUAAAGCGACCAUAAGAACAUAAAGUUCAAAAUGUUUCAACUUUUUCAAUGCUUUAUUUUCUUACUGUUUUGUAUCUUAUUACUUUUUCACUUUACUCUUUUUUUGUGGUAGUGUGUUAUAAUAAGGUGGAAAUGUAAAUACUUUUUAUUAUCGUAUCAAUUAUAUUGGAUAAUGAUGUGAUUAGCAUGGGGACACACUUUAGUGGUAAUGGUACAUUGCUUUUUAUUUUAUUUUUUGUGAUGAAUCCUCAAAGGAGAAGCUAAGUUAAG